Messenger RNA from Loxodonta africana (African savanna elephant), 494 nucleotides. It is a transcript of the gene SEM1, whose product is annotated as SEM1 26S proteasome subunit. The record is from RefSeq and is a predicted model, not a curated record. Gene Ontology annotation, biological process: proteasome assembly; mRNA export from nucleus; double-strand break repair via homologous recombination. Lineage: Eukaryota; Metazoa; Chordata; Mammalia; Proboscidea; Elephantidae. The transcript has 3 exons. Bases 125 to 337 code for a protein of 70 amino acids. Gene Ontology annotation, cellular component: proteasome complex; proteasome regulatory particle, lid subcomplex.
GCCCCGAGUCUCUAUGGUAGCGCCGGCCUCGGAGGCGGUAGCGGCAGUUGCGGCUGUUGGGAGAAAAAGAGUGAGAGAUCUACUUUCCUAACUGGCUCGGUGGCUUUUGGCGCAGAGGGUCGCGAUGUCAGAGAAAAAGCAGCCGGUAGAUUUGGGUCUCCUGGAGGAGGACGACGAGUUCGAGGAGUUCCCUGCCGAAGACUGGGCUGGUUUAGAUGAAGAUGAAGAUGCACAUGUCUGGGAGGAUAAUUGGGACGAUGACAAUGUAGAGGAUGACUUCUCCAAUCAGUUACGAGCUGAAUUAGAGAAACAUGGUUAUAAGAUGGAGACCUCAUAGCAUCCAGGAGAAGUGCUGAAGCAAAUGAAACUUGAACUGUUAACUAAAUUCUAGGACAGAGAACCCAGGAUGGGACACUUUAAAAAAUGUUUAUUUCAGCAUCUGCUUGGAUUUAUUUUUGUUUCUUGUAACACAAAAAAUAAAUGUUUUGAUCUAA